This is a messenger RNA of Cornus florida, 1065 nucleotides long. Its product is annotated as ankyrin repeat-containing protein BDA1-like. Gene Ontology annotation, molecular function: protein binding. NCBI's taxonomy places the organism in Eukaryota, Viridiplantae, Streptophyta, Magnoliopsida, Cornales, Cornaceae. The transcript is spliced from 2 exons. The record is from RefSeq and is a predicted model, not a curated record. Bases 1 to 1065 code for a protein of 354 amino acids.
AUGGAUGGGAGGUUGAGGGAGGCUGCUUAUGAAGGAAACAUCGAACGUUUGUACACAUUGAUUCAAGAUGAUCAAAGUAUUUUGGAGCGCAAUAUCGAGGAUAAAUUGUUAGCUGAGACUCCUUUACAUGUGGCUGCAUCAACGGGUAACCUUCAAUUUGCUGCAGAAGUCCUGAGAUUGAAGCCCUCGUACGCCAAGAAGCUCAACCUAGAUGGCCUUAGUCCCAUCCACCUUGCUCUGCGAAGUGGGCAUCAUCGGAUGGUUAAGUGGUUCUUCUCAGUUGAUAGCAACUUGGUUCGUGACAAAGGAGGAGAGGGCACUACGCCUUUGCAUUAUGUGAUUGCUCAGGGAAAUGUUAAUCUUUUGAGAUCGUUUCUAUUAGCUUGCCCAAACUGCAUUGAAGAUUUGACAACGAAACGAGAAACUGCACUGCAUAUUGCUCUAAAAUACUACGAUGGCAGGAUUUUUGAGGCGUUGGUGAGAUGGCUAAAGAAGGUCGACAAGGAAGACAUCCUAAACUGGCCAGAUGAUGAUGGCAACACCAUCUUGCAUAUGGCCGUAUCCAAGAAUCAAACUCAGGCUGUGAAAUUGUUGUUAGGCAGAAAAGUGAUUAGAAAGAUUAAGGUAAAUGCCAAGAAUGACAUGGGCUUAACAGCUUUGGACAUCUUUCAACUUCCAUUGGAAUUGGACGUCAACAUAGAGAUCGGAGAUAUGCUAUGCCGAGCUAAAGCAUUGAGAGGAAUAUCUAUUAAACAUGAUGAUCCCCUUGAAGAAUUAGAAAAGAUGUCAAAGCAAGAAAAAUUAGUCAAGCACUCUGGACUUGGUGCAAACAAGGACAUGUCUCAGGGGGUGUUGACUGUGGCCGUACUAAUUGCAACAGCCACAUUCCAAGCUGCGCUCAGCCCACCUGGUGGAUACUGGCAAGAUGAUCGUAACCUAGUCCACAAUGCAACUGCCAACACCACCACAGAAGAGGGAAUGUUUCAUAGAGGACCACAUAUUGCAGGGAGGUCAACAAUGGGAAAGGUAAAGAGUUUUGAUGAAUAUUGUAAUGUGUUUCAUUAA